CGCUGGGGGGCGCUGUGCGCGGCUCCGCUCGGCGCUCGGCUCUCGGCUCUCCCUCCAUAUUGCGCGAUGGCGGAGGACAGCGAGUCGGCGGCCAGUCAGCAGAGCCUGGAGCUGGACGAUCACGACACCUGCGGCAUCGACGGCGACAACGAGGAGGAGAACGAGCAGACACACAGAAGUCCUGGAGGGGAUGCUGGAGCUAGAAAGAAGAAGAAAAAGCAGAAAAGGAAGAAGGAGAAGCCGAACUCUGCUGGAACCAAAUCAGAUUCUGCUUCAGACUCACAGGAAAUCAAAGCUCAGCAGCCACCUUCAAAAAACCCCUCUGUUCCAAUGCAGAAACUUCAGGACAUUCAGAGAGCCAUGGAGCUGCUCACAGCAUGCCAGGGCCCUGCCAAGAACCUAGAGGAGGCGAGUCAACACAGAUAUCACUUCUGGGACACCCAACCGGUACCCAAACUUAAUGAAGUUGUGACAACUCAUGGUUCCAUUGAACAGGAUAAAGAAAAUAUCCGCCAGGAACCAUAUUCUUUACCUCAGGGCUUCACUUGGGACACUCUGGAUUUGGGCAGUUCUGAAGAGCUAAAAGAACUAUACACAUUGCUAAAUGAGAAUUAUGUGGAAGAUGAUGAGAAUAUGUUUAGGUUUGAUUAUUCUCCUCACUUCUUACAGUGGGCUCUUCGUCCACCAGGCUGGUUAUCACAGUGGCACUGUGGAGUCCGAGUAUCUUCAAACAGAAAACUAGUUGGCUUCAUUAGUGCCAUUCCCGCCAAUAUCCGUAUUUAUGAGAUUGAAAAGAAGAUGGUGGAGAUCAAUUUUCUGUGUGUCCACAAGAAACUGCGAUCCAAACGUGUUGCACCAGUUUUGAUUCGUGAGAUUACCCGAAGAGUAAAUUUACAAGGGAUCUUUCAGGCAGUGUACACAGCAGGAGUAAUUCUGCCAAAGCCUGUAGCCACAUGCAGAUGCUGUUGCUGUAUUCCAAGGUAUUGGCAUCGAUCGCUAAACCCCAGGAAGCUAGUGGAAGUGAAGUUCUCUCAUCUCAGCAGAAAUAUGACUUUACAGAGAACCAUGAAGCUCUACAGGUUACCAGACACCCCCAAAACAGCAGGUUUGAGGCCAAUGGAGCAAAAGGAUAUAACACGGGUACAAGAGCUACUUCUAAAUUAUCUCAAGCAGUUUGAGCUUGCACCAGUGAUGAGUGAGGAAGAGGUUACCCACUGGUUCCUGCCACAGGAGAACAUUAUUGACACUUAUGUGGUAGAGGGUCCUGAUGGUGUGGUGACGGAUUUUGUGAGCUUUUACACUCUACCUUCCACAGUUGUGCAUCAUCCUGUUCAUAAGAAUCUUAAGGCUGCCUAUUCCUUCUAUAACGUUCACACUGAGACCCCACUCCUCGACCUUAUGAAUGAUGCACUAAUAAUUGCAAAAUCGAAAGGAUUUGACGUAUUGAAUGCACUCGACCUAAUGGAAAAUAAAACAUUCCUAGAAAAGCUGAAGUUUGGUAUGGGUGAUGGCAAUUUACAGUACUAUUUGUACAAUUGGAGGUGCCCAGAUAUGGAACCUGAAAAGGUUGGUUUAGUGUUGCAGUAGAACUCACAACACCACUUUCAUAGAAGCCAAUUGCGUCUCGGGGUCCAAAAUCAUGCCUUCGUUUGACCAAUGACCACAAUCUACCAGCUCAACACGGAUUGCUGUGGAAGAAUGAGCUUGUAAUUCCAGUUUUGUGUCGCUUUCAACAGAAUGGAGGCCAUCGAAUUUUUUUUAGAAUUUGGUUUUGUUGUGCAGUGAAAAGUGUUGCAUAAUUAUAUGGUAUGUUGUUGGGAAUCUAAACCAUUGAGAAAAAUGUUAUCUUUUAACCAUUAGCAACCUGCAUAAAAAUUCUCAUAAAAUGCCUGAGGCAGCGAUUCGUACAUAAUUCUUUUUUUCAUUCAAUGAAGUGGAUCUAUAUUUAGAUUUUCAUGAAGAAUAUUUGCUGCUACCUUAGGUAGUAAGGAACUGAAGAUUGUUUUUCCUGGAUGUUGAUGGUUUGGUUUGAUCUUUUAUACAAAUGAAGUGCAGUAAUUAAUCGUAUGAAGGAAACAAUGUUACUGAUGACUGAUGUAUCUGCUAGGUGGUCUUGUACUGCCAGGCAGAUUUAUAUUUAUUGACCAGUGUUUUGUAAGUGUUUACUAUUGGAACAGUGAAGGACCUAUGGUACAAACUGACUGACUAAUUUUUACCUGAUUUAUGUCAUGUGCAAGACAGUGAAGGAUUUUUUUCAAUAUUGCAGGGCUGUAAAUGACAAAAUGUACUACUUUGCCUGCAGCAGAAAUAAAUUGCAAAAGUGUCCCACUAUUCUGUACGGCGCCCUUGAUGUCAACAAUGCAAUCUGGCUGCUAUUAGACAGUGUUUAUGGCUUAUUGGUAGAGGGGCUGCUGCUUUGCCCACUUUUUUUUAUGUAAGGCUGAGACAAAGCUUUAUUUGUCGCCGUUAGUUUUUAAAGCUUUUUUUUAAAAAAAGAAAACAAAGCCACCUGGCGUGGCCUGGUAGCACAGUGGUAAAAAGCGCUUGCUUUACAAUUCAGAGAUCAGGAAUUCUGGUCCUGGGGCAGUUUGACGCGUCAACUGCUGGCCCUGGUUGUGGCUAAUUGUCUCAGUUCUUGGCCAGGACACAAUUGGAGCACUUGCAUUGAUGGCAAUUACAGAGGUGUCUAGUGCCUGGAAUACCACCUAAAGGACAACUGCAUGUCGAAGCACCAAAUGUGGGGACAAAGAUGUAAAUUUCAAAACUGAAAUAAUGAGAAACUAGCUUUCUUCUGCCAAAUAUUGUUGUAUUUUCAUCCUCGGCAUGUGGACAUCCAGGUAUUUCUGUUUCUUUGGAUAUCUGGGUACUGAGUCCUGGUGUGUAUGUUUUGAUUUUGGGGUGUUUCUUGAGCACAGAACUGCACAUACCUGAUGAUAAACAAAAUCAAAGGGAGAUACUUUUUGUUUGCUUUUAUAUUGAAGAAAACAUGAAAGCUGAAAAUAAAUUUUGUUCUAUGUUGUGUUUUGCACAAAAUGUGUAAGAGGAAGGAUCUGGGGCUUGCUUGUUAAAGCAUGUUUAGCUAUCCAGCAACUCAAAACUUUGACUGUUCAAGCAGCAGGUUGAAGUUUACUAUUACUGCUAUGCCUGCUUCAUUGAAAAGGUCCCAAACAAGAAAGGGAGAUUGCAAGCCAACAUCCAUUCCUAAAUCUGCUCUGGAACCAAGGACCAGCACUGGAUAUGUGUUUUCUGGAGGAAGGAUGUACUUUUGAAUUUAAAUGUUUUUAGGAUCAUCAGCAUGGCAGUUUGAUGUCUGAAUUAAUAAAAUCAUUACAACUUUGUUAUUACUUUUGCAUAGUUUAAUUACCUUUGGAUUAUGUGCUGUGUUUGGUACUUUAAUGGUGUAGCAUGAAUAUCUAAAUGUAUAAUAAACACCUAACCCUUUAAUUUUUUUUACAGGUAAUUAUUUUUUCAUCCCCUUCUUCUAGGUCUUUGUACUUAGACCCUGGUUGAGAGGAUAGAGAAUUGCUCUGCCAAUGCUGAUCUGUGAGCAGUGUGAGGAUUACAUUUCCGUUGACACUUUUUCAUCUACCACUGUGGGGGCCAGUCUAGUCUCCAUUCUUUGUCUCCCCUAAUAAAACUGGAAAUCUAUGGUGGAGAUGAAAAAUUGUGGGCUUAAACGUGCAUCCUAUUCACACCUGUCUGUUAGAGCUCCAGCAUGCUGCAUUGCCCAUAAAAUAAAUGCACUAUUUAAAGGUAGCACAAAGUAUUCACUGUAUGCGAGUGUCUGCAUUUGUAUCACAAAGGAGUUAGAUUAAUUUUAUUAAUGAUACCAGAAAAUGAAACUAUUGAAAAUGAAUACAACUAUAAUUGAGUAAUGUAAACAGUUUAAAAAGCAACCAAAAUACCUCCCCAGAUUGGCUCAUUUAUUAAGUUUGCACCAUGGAGCCAGAGGGGGUGGCAAGUGGAGAGAAUUAGAAUAGGAUCUAAUUUGUGCUUGGACUUUUUUCAGAUGUUCCUGACUUUCCACCUUUACAAUAGCCAUUUUGCAAAACUCACAAGUUAAAACAGAUUUUUUAGAAAAUUCUCAAACUGAAAAUUGCAAUUAGUGUAUCAAAUCCAGUUCGGAAUGUGGCAAAUUAGACCCCGUGUUGUUCACAAUUUUCUUGCAUGAAAGAUCAGGAAGGCCACACACUCCAGAUACUCAUCCAGUGACACUUUCCCAUUUUUCUCCCUCCACCUUCCCACUGGAAAAUCACAGCUGUGAAGAUUGGGCUUGUGAAUUCACUGCAGGUGAAUAGCAUGUCCACACUGCUGGGUUCACACAUGGAAGAAUAGUCACUUGGGCAAGACUUGAGGGUAUUUGUGGAGCAAUGGCUCUGUCUUCAGGAAAGAAUAUUGGAUGGGGUUGUAUGUAGUAUGGACAAGUGGGAAAACAAAAUAAUGUUUACAGAUUAGGAUGAUGAACCUCCGGUAACAUACCUUGAAGCCUAUGAAGAAAUGAAACCAACUCGAGCGGCUUUACAGUAGCUUGCAAAAGAUAUUUUGUGAGAAAAAACACAACUUUGAGUAAUAAAAUGGUAUAAAUAAUUUCAGAUUGAGCCACGAAAGUAUAAUGUGAAUCUUCAUUUGAAGCAAUUGUUUUGACCCUGAUAAUCCAUUCAAAGCUGGUAUUUGCUUUCUGUGAAUGUUGAGUGUGAAACUUGACAGGUGUUCAACAAAACCUGGUCAUUAUUGAGCAGCUACUGUAUAAUACUUUUCAUAUGGGUGAAUACAUGAAUUGUAAAUUUAACAAAUGUACUGUAAAAAAUAAAACCAUAUGUUAAAACAGUGCUGGAAGAAAUUAUAUUUGAUGAAGCAGUUCCUCAUAUAGGGUUUUGUGUCAAAUACACAACUAACUAAAGUGUAGACUAAAAGCUAUAGUAGCCUAGGUUGUGGCACUCUAUACUGAUCAUUAAACGUUUUAAUUACUUGAUGUAUGUCACCAUCAGCUGUCCUGACGUGCUGAAGCUUUCCUCUUUCAAAUCUAUUUACUAAAAUAUUUCUCUGGAUUUUGGAUUACACCUUUCUAAUUGUUUUUAAUUGUCUUCCAAUAUGACUUUAUCCAGCUAAUUUUUAUGGUAAAUAACUGUCUAGAAAAUAUACCCGCAAAAGUAAUUACACUCAGACACCAGGGUAACUGGCCUCAUCUGAUGAGGCACGUUAAAAUAAGUGACCAAUUUAACAGGGACACAUGCCAAUUGUCCACUUUAGUUUAUGAUUUUCAAACUUCGCUGUUAACAUACCUUUAAAAACAUGCACAUGUAUAAGUACUGUACAUUGCUGUUACCUAAAGAAAAAUGUGUAGACUGAGCAUGACUUGUGCACUUACAAAACCAACCACCUUCCAUUUCUUUGAUCAGAAAUGGGCAGUGAGAGGAAUCUGAGUUGAGGCCAUUUAAAAUAAUUUGGGAGUGUGAUGCUGCAGGUGCAGAACAUCAGGAAAAUCUGUACAUAGUGUAUGAACACAAAGAUCAUAGGAGAUAGAAUUACCUUGUGUUAUUUGUAUGAAUAUGAUUUGGUGUAAUUCCGUCUUUCGCAGUGAAAUAAAAUCAGUCCGAUGCAAUAGAGGUCUGGGUUGGGAGGGGAUUAUGUGAAUUUCUUUGAUGAGCAGCUAUACAUGUCUGGUUGGUAUUAAAUAAGAUGAAGUGCA
Molecule: messenger RNA, 5689 nt
Organism: Callorhinchus milii (elephant shark)
Lineage: Eukaryota; Metazoa; Chordata; Chondrichthyes; Chimaeriformes; Callorhinchidae
Gene: nmt2
Product: N-myristoyltransferase 2
Exons: 12
Coding region: 67-1587 (506 amino acids)
Biological process (GO): N-terminal peptidyl-glycine N-myristoylation
Cellular component (GO): cytoplasm
Molecular function (GO): glycylpeptide N-tetradecanoyltransferase activity
Source: RefSeq, a predicted model, not a curated record